AUGAGACCCCUGACUGAAUGGAGUUACAGAAUUCAAGGAUGUGAAUGUAUGAUAGAGAGGGACCAGAGCGAGUGUCUUGCUGAAGAAUUGAAUACAUGGUUUUUCCCAACCGGAAAAGGGAAAGAGAGAUGCGGGGGCAUAAUUCUCAAGUUACAAGGACAUGCUGGGACCGAGGCUGCACAUGCCGCUGCCAGGAUGGGUGCGAACACCCUGUUGUUGACCCACAAGAUAGAGACAAUUGGAGCCAUGUCUUGUAAUCCUUCAUUUGGUGGAAUUGGCAAAGGACAUCUGAUGAAAGAAGUCGAUGCUCUUGAUGGUCUCUGUGGCCGUGCUUGUGAUGAAACUGGGAUCAAUUACAGAAUGUUGAAUACCAAGAAAGGACCCGCUGUUUGGGGCCCACGUGCACAGAUUGAUCGUACUUUGUACAAGAAUUUUAUCCAAAAGGCUCUCCUCACUCUGCCUGGAUUGACUGUCGUAGAAAGUCCUGUUGAAGACCUUCUACUGAAAGAAUCGGUUUCUUCAGAACAUAGUUUGGCCACACAAGAAUGUUUCGGUGUUUUGUUGGAAAAUGGAACCCAGAUGUUUGGCAAAACUGUUGUGUUAACGACAGGAACAUUUCUGCGAGGCUGCAUCACCGUUGGACUGAGUUCAAAGCCCGCAGGUAGACUGGGAGAUGAACCAGCUGUGGGUCUUGCAUGUUCCCUUGAAAAAGCAGGCUUCAAGAUGGGGAGAUUAAAAACAGGCACUCCGCCACGUCUGGAUGGUCGUACUAUUGAUUUCUCCAAGACAAUUGUCCAGCCUGGUGACAAUCCUCCCAUGCCGUUCUCUUUCCUCAACGACAAAGUCUGGAUAAAGCCUGAAGACCAGUUGUUAUGUUAUCUCACCUACACGACACCCAAGGCAGCUGAGAUCGUUAAGAAGACUCUACACCUGAAUAAACAUGUGAAAGAGGAAACCGUUGGCCCAAGGUAUUGUCCGUCCUUUGAAGCAAAAAUCAUGAGAUUUGGGCCCAAAAGCCAUCCAGUAUGGCUUGAACCUGAAGGUUUAGAUUCAACAACUUUUUCCCCAAUAUAUUGGGGGAAACUUUAUUUUCUUCCUGCGAGAGAAUCGUCUUUUGAAGCUAUAAAUCGUUCAAAUGCUGUUAUCAGUGCUUUCAUACGUUUUGUAAUGGUUGAAAAGUUCAAGAUAGCAAGAUAA
Messenger RNA from Octopus bimaculoides (California two-spot octopus), 1197 nucleotides. Its product is annotated as 5-taurinomethyluridine-[tRNA] synthase subunit MTO1, mitochondrial. Gene Ontology annotation, cellular component: cytosol. Gene Ontology annotation, biological process: tRNA wobble uridine modification; tRNA methylation. The record is from RefSeq and is a predicted model, not a curated record. Gene Ontology annotation, molecular function: flavin adenine dinucleotide binding. Lineage: Eukaryota; Metazoa; Mollusca; Cephalopoda; Octopoda; Octopodidae.